UCAAAAAGCAAAUGGAGAUUAAGUCCCGGGGAGUGAAAUUGAUGCCAAGUAAAGACAUGAACCAGAAGACAUCUGUGUUUUCCUGCUUCUUCAAUUUCACUAGUCCAUCUGGGAUUGUGCUCUCCCCGAAUUACCCCGAGGAAUAUGGCAGCAGCUUGCACUGCGUUUGGCUAAUCAUCGCAAAACCUGAAAGUCGGAUCCAUUUGGCUUUCAAUGAUUUUGACGUGGAGCCUCAGUUUGACUUCUUGGCGGUGAAGGAUGGUGGAACAGCUGAAUCACCCACCCUUGGGACCUUCUCUGGAAACCAACUCCCAUCUUCUCUGACCAGUAGUGGCCAUGUUGCCAGGUUGGAAUUCCAGACAGAUCACUCAACUGAGAAGCGUGGCUUCAACAUCACAUUUACCACCUUCAGACACAAUGAGUGUCCUGACCCAGGAGUGCCGGUCAAUGGGAAGCGGUUUGGUGAUAGCCUCCAACUUGGGAGCUCAGUCUCUUUCCUGUGUGACGAAGGCUUUAUAAGGACCCAUGGCUCAGAAACAAUCACCUGUGUCUUGAAGGAAGGCAAUGUGGUUUGGGAUAAUGCAGUCCUGAGAUGUGAAGCUCCCUGUGGUGGCCACCUGACCUCACCAAAUGGAAUGAUCCUAUCUCCAGGGUGGCCGGGAUUCUACAAGGACUCUCUCAACUGUGCAUGGGUCAUUGAAGCUCAACCAGGGUACCCAAUCAAAAUCACAUUUGACAGGUUUAAAACAGAGGUGAAUUAUGACACGCUGGAAGUGCGUGAUGGCAAAUCCUACUCAUCCCCUUUGAUUGGAGUUUAUGAUGGGACCCAAGUCCCCCAGUUUCUCAUCAGCACCAGCAAUUUUCUCUACUUGCUCUUUACCACGGACAAAAGUCACUCGGACGUUGGCUUUCAGAUCCACUAUGAAACGGUAAAGCUCCAGUCUGAUCAUUGCUUGGAUCCAGGGAUUCCGGUCAAUGGGCUACGCUAUGGGAAUGAUUUCUAUGUGGGGGCACUGGUGACUUUCGGCUGUGAUCCAGGGUACACUUUGAGUGAUAGUGAAGCUCUGGAGUGUGAGCCAAAUUUUCAGUGGAGCAGGCCACUUCCAAGCUGUGAAGCUCUCUGUGGAGGCUACAUUCAAGGAUCAAGUGGCACUGUAUUAUCCCCAGGCUUUCCAGAUUUCUACCCCAAUAAUUUAAAUUGCACUUGGAUUAUAGAAGCUUCUCAUGGCAAAGGUGUUUUCUUCACUUUCCACACUUUCCACUUGGAGAGUGGUCACGACUACCUGUUGAUCACUGAAAACGGCAGCUUCAGUCAGCCACUGAAACAGUUGACUGGUUCCCACCUGCCUGCUCCUUUUAGCGCUGGCCUCUUUGGGAACUUCUCUGCUCAGAUGCGCUUCAUCUCGGACUUCUCCAUUUCUUAUGAAGGCUUCAACAUCACUUUUUCAG
Molecule: messenger RNA, 1449 nt
Organism: Thamnophis sirtalis
Lineage: Eukaryota; Metazoa; Chordata; Lepidosauria; Squamata; Natricidae
Source: RefSeq, a predicted model, not a curated record